Molecule: messenger RNA, 870 nt
Organism: Hipposideros armiger (great roundleaf bat)
Lineage: Eukaryota; Metazoa; Chordata; Mammalia; Chiroptera; Hipposideridae
Gene: RSPH3
Product: radial spoke head 3
Exons: 8
Cellular component (GO): cilium
Source: RefSeq, a predicted model, not a curated record
AUGCACAAGCAGAACGAGACCGCACAGAAAAUCGCUGCCCGAGCGUUCGCGCAGUGGUACUUGGCCGACCUGCUCCCUUCUGUUUUUGGCAGCCUCAGGGAUGGUGGCUACUUUUUUGAUCCCGUUGAAAGAGUUAAGCUUAGUGAUCCAGGGGCUGUGUUAGGUCUUGAAGAUAAAACAGGAGACCUGGGCCCUGCCUUCACAGAACCCAUACCUGUUAGCUGUCUGUCAGCGUCCCCUCAGAGCCACCUCUCCACAGCUAGUCUGGCCAAACGAAGAACUUCGAAGGUGACCAUAGUGAUAUUCAGCAAUGAGCCUGGGAGCAUAGAGAUUCAGAGACAUCAGCAGUCUAAGAGGAGGGCUCUUGCCAGAAGACGAACCCAAGAGCAGCUCAGAGCACAAACGCCAGAACCUGUGGAAGGCAGAAAGCAUGUGGAUGUGCAGACAGAAUUAUACCUUGAAGAAAUUGCUGAUCGCAUAAUAGAAGUUGAUAUGGAAUGCCAAACAGACGCAUUUUUGGACAGACCACCAACACCACUCUUUAUUCCUGCCAAAACUGGCAAAGAUGUGGCCACCCAAAUACUAGAAGGAGAGUCAAUUUUUACCUAUAUUGAGAUAGGAUUCCUUCCAUGGCUAAUGGAUGAAGUUGACAAAACGAUGGAAUACAGCAUGGUGGGAAGAACAGUGCUUGACACAUUGAUUCGUGAGGUGAUUGAGAGGAGGCUGACAAUGUAUGAGCAUGUGGAGAAGCACCAGCCCCUGAAACCUGAGGACGGGCUCGGUGGUGCUGGAGCAAUGAGAGGUCCACUGGUGGGUUACGACUUCCGCGAACAAAGUGCAUCCCAGUCACAGAGGUCUCUUGCGGAUAGA